Molecule: messenger RNA, 2029 nt
Organism: Prunus dulcis (almond)
Lineage: Eukaryota; Viridiplantae; Streptophyta; Magnoliopsida; Rosales; Rosaceae
Exons: 2
Coding region: 8-2029 (673 amino acids)
Molecular function (GO): nucleic acid binding; zinc ion binding
Source: RefSeq, a predicted model, not a curated record
CUCUCCCAUGGCGCCCCAAACCGUGGCCAGCCUUGCAGAAAAAUUUCAUGCGUUCCAAGACAAAGUUUCUGACGAUAUCACUGGCAUAGAAACCCAACUCUCCAAACUCAGCGUUGACCUCAAAGACGAGUUGGUACAGGCUCCCACACAUCGUGCAAAGACGGACUUGGCCAUCACCAAACUCCAAGACUCCGUUCAGUUGCUUAUCAAUCACUUUCGGGCUGGACAUGCUGAACCUUCUUCUACCUCCGCAUUGCUCUCAAGUUCCUCUACGCCAACACCAAAAAGUGGCCUUCUGCCCAAUCCACCCGUGGAUCAAAAACUCAAGGCCGUGCCAUACGGCAUGCCUCAUAGCUCCACUGGGCUCUCGCUAUAUCAAUUUGGACAGCCGCCUGUGACUCUAUGGGACGAGAUGAAAUUAAAGCUUCGCGAACAAUAUCUUCCCACCUUUUAUCGCCAUCAAUUGUAUGAUCAAUUAUGGACCCUUUCACAAGGAAGUUUGACUGUUACUGAAUUCCACGCUCGUUUUAUUGAACACAAGAUACGUGCAGGGAUUCGUGAAGAACCCGACAUCACUAUGUCUCGCUUUAUCCAUGGUCUUCGUGACGAUAUCAAGCGUGAAGUUCGUCGAUUCCGUCCGCAUAUCUUGGAAGAUGCAUAUUGCCAUGCACUGGAAGUUGAAACUUUUUUGGGCCCACAACGUAGAUAUACUGGGUAUUCCGGGCUCUCUUCCAUUCCUACUCCAAAUCGUAGUACUCCUAGCUCCACAUAUGGCGUUGCCGGUCCACCUGCUCCUACGGUACCCACAAUAGAAAAAGGACCAGCCCCAUACACAGCUGCUCACAUCGAAUGCUAUCGUUGCCAUGCUAAGGGUCACAUCGCCUCCCGUUGUCCACACCGAACUUUAACCAUUAGCUCCCUCAAUGAGGACUCUUGUGUGGACGUGUAUGUGGAGCCCCUUGAACCUAUUUAUGAUCCAGAACUUGAUAAUUGCUGUGAGGAGGUGUUUCACCAAGUGAGUGUCAUGCGUUGUAUUUAUUCAACAUCUACACCUCCACCUCCUGAUUCAUGGAAACGCACAAGUAUUUUUCAAACCUAUGUCCCUUGCGGUACCAAUAGAUGCCAACUAGUUAUUGAUGGGGGAAGUACACUGAAUGUUAUCUCUAAAGCUGCUGUCGAUCGCCUUCACCUUCAGGCCGAGCCCCAUCCCCAUCCUUUUCAUGUUUGCUGGGUAGAUAACACCAAGUUACCUGUUACCGAAAGAUGUCUUGUUCCUCUUCAAUUGGGUCCCUGUCAUGAGCGACUUUAUUGUGAUAUCCUACCCAUGAGUGUCGCACAUGUGCUACUAGGCCGACCAUGGCUUUACGACCACUGUGUGAGAAGUUGCGGUAGAGAGAACACAUAUACUUUUCAACAUGAGGGAAAGAACAUAACGCUAACACCUUCCAAUCCUGCCGUCAAACCAACUAAGGAUGUUCAACCAACUCUGUUACUUAGAGAGAAGGCUUCGGAGCAUCGAUUGAGUAGUUUAUCAUCUAUAGACUUUGCACACGACUUGCAAGACACUGGUGUGUCCUUUGCUCUAUUGCUUAAAUCGGAAUCUGACAGCAACCCCACACCACUUGCCAAACCCAUACAUCAGUUCCUCCCUGAAUUCUCUAAUAUCAUACCUGAUGACUUACCAGAUGAACUACCUCCAACAAGAGAGAUUCAGCUUGCCAUUGACCUUAUUCCUGGUUUCAUUCCUCCUCCGAUGCUGCGUAGUCCCUCUCCUAGUUCUGACCCUACAUAUCAAAUUGAGGACAUCUCAGAUCAUGAAGUUUUGGCCUCGUCUCCUGGAGAUUCUACCCGCUCUCUGGUUCAUUGGGUUGGAAGGCUUGCUACUGCGAAUACUUGGAUUACAGAAGUUGAAUUUCGCCAGUUGGAUUCCACUCUUCUACACAAUUAUCAGGAUUCUCUUCAUGGUCUUGAUUUGGCUGCCUCCCGUCCUCCCAUCAUCCAUACUUACAAACAUCGUCGUCAUCCUUAA